Messenger RNA from Culex quinquefasciatus (southern house mosquito), 6064 nucleotides. Its product is annotated as formin-J. NCBI's taxonomy places the organism in Eukaryota, Metazoa, Arthropoda, Insecta, Diptera, Culicidae. The record is from RefSeq and is a predicted model, not a curated record. Gene Ontology annotation, molecular function: protein binding. The coding region runs from base 1173 to 5270 and encodes 1365 amino acids. The transcript has 7 exons.
GGCGAUCACCUUUAGUUCGAUUUCGAACCUUCAGGUGAACGGUUUGGGCUUUUCUGGCCAGCGAGAUUUAAAACGUAGUUGAAACGAACCGGAAUUUGGCUCCGCGAAAAAAGAAACGACAAAACAGCUUCCUGAACAGCUUCUGGAAGGUGUCGGAGGAGACGCAGUGGAAUUGCACACGGUGAAGUCGGAUCGCGCAGCUACGCGUGCUGAAGUGUGGAGUUCUGCAUGUGAAAUUGGGAGAAAGGUAUCGCGCGCGUUGGGAGGUAGAGUGAUCCUUACGAAAAUUCGAUUGCGACUCAAGUGCCUCCAGAAACUGGAAAAUUGGAACAAGUCCGAGUCGUCGGUGUGCAAUUCGGAUCAAGUGCAGCAGUACACAUCGGUUUGGGAGGUUCGGAGCAAACAAGAUGCAAAAGUGCUACCAAGAGCGCAGACCAAGCUGGAAAGCACAAGGAAAAGUGUUGUAAACAAGUGAAAGAUCGCGAGGAGAAAAGUGAGCGGUUUUUUUUUCGUUUACGAUUUUCGGGGGAGCAUUCCGCGAACUACCGAGCAAUAAAAAAAAGAGGUGAUUCGCGAGAGAACAACUCCAGGCGAGUAGAGUGAUUAGAAGAAGUUUCGUAACAUAGCCAAGUGACCACCAGUGUUGGGAAUCAGAGAAAGAGAAAAACGUGGAGAACAAGUGCGAAUUUUCGGAUUUACUCACAUUGGAGAAAAGCAAAGGAAAGGAAAAAAUCAUAAAAAGCAAGAAGAGUGCGAAUGUAAGUGAAUUACUGAAUUGUGAACGGUUGUUUGGUGGCGUGGAUUUAAAAAAUUGCUCCAGAAAACUGCAGACUGAUGAGGAUUGAGAAAUAAAUAACAAACUGCGAACUGAAGGCGAACAACGAGAGUGAAGCAAUUGGGCCUCAAGCUUAUGUUCAGAAAGGCGACGACUGCAAAAGGCUCAAACAAUCGAAAUCAAAGAAAAGCACAACAACAACAAUCACAGAUAAUGAUUGCAUAAGUGCGGGGACCUGAAACAAUUUCGGCGGAAAAGAAAAACAGUUUUGACGGGAAAAACGAACGAAAGAAAGUUCAAAUCAGUGAAACACACAAAAAAAAAGUGAAUAACAAUAAAUUUGUUAUUGUGAACACAGUGUUGAGGUCGAUUUUCUCGGAAAUUCUGGGACCUACCGAUGGAGGGCGAAAUGGACGGAGCUGGUUCCUGCUACGGCGGCGGUGACAUCGCCGGGGCCAUCUUCGGGACCCUGCUGGCGGUCGUGCUCGUGGCCGUGCUCGGCUGGUGGCUCUACAAGAAGGGAUACGUCCUGAAACGCAAAGAUUCACAACUGGUCCCGGAGGAUCCCGAGGGCAAGAAGGACGAGUAUGCGUUCGACAAUCCGGCCUUCAAGACGGGCGAGCCGGGAACCGGCACCACGUCGGGCAAGACCAGCUCCCCGUUGGAUCCCAGCUGGACGUCGACCACAACCUCGGCCAAGCAGAACAGCCUCGACAAGCGGAAAACCGUCGACGACAGUUGCAUCAACACGACCACCCCUCGGUUGGUGUCCCUGCGCGGGUCGGACUUCACCGGACUCGGCGUGGAGGUGCACGGCGGCCUCAAGGAGGGCAUUUUCGUGAAGAAAGUCAUGCCUCAGGGCCCGGCGGCUGGUUUCAUAAAUACAGGUGACCGAAUCACCAGCAUCACCAUUGACUUCCGGCACAUCGUCCAGGAGGACGCAAUGACGAUCCUGAGCUAUGCCUCACCUUACAACGUCCAGCUGGAGCUGGUCAGCGGCGAGAAGCUUCCCCACACGCAGAGCCCGAAGCCCGGUCACCAGGCACUGACGCAUCCUCUGGUGAGAUCCAGCAGCCAAUCGGACAUGAACACGAUUGAACGCAACUCCCGGAAGAAGCUGUUCCCUGGGGACGAAUCCGGCACCGCAACGCUCAAGAUGGAACAACCCAGCCCGAACAACCUGAACAAGGUCCUGCCGACGGUGCACAAGGAGAACGAGAAAGAACCCAAGAAGCACUCGUUCAAGCAGCAGAUGCGAGAGAUGAUCGAGGAGAAGUUCCAAACCAAGUCCGCUAACACCGAUGUAGAACGUAAGGAUUCGAACGCAGCUGAAGGCAAGAAGGGUCACAAGUUCGGAAUUCGAGUGUUCCCACCAUCCGUGAACGACAAGCUGUUCGGCAGAAGUCCGACCAAGAUUCAGGCCGACAACGAGAACAACACCAACAUUGAAAAGAAGGAAUCGGACGAGAAAAAGGAAAAGUCUCCUUCGCCACCGGUUGUAAAGAAGCGCACCAAGGAACCCAAAUCGAUUCCGGACGUGAUCGUCGUUGAAUCCGCCACGAUCAACAGCACCUCGGUCCCAAUGGAGUUCCAACGCCAGGGAAGCCUAACCUCCAGCGGAACCAUGCGCAACCCAGCGGGAAUCCCCCAGGAGGUGUCCGGCAUGAUGAUGCAAGCCGCGAACGCCGCCAAGGACAACCGCAAGUCUUCCAAUCUGGACCUGGACAACAAGCGCAAGGGCAAGGCACCGCGACCUCCGCAAAACGAGAACGAUCUUGACGGCAGCACGGUCACGAUGGACACCAACCUGAGCAUGGACAUGACUGAUGGAACAGCCAGCCGCAUGCUGAACGGAAGCAUGGACAUUGUGCCGGAGGCGGAGUCCGACGUCAAGAAGUUCAACCUGAGCGAUCGGAUGAACUUUUCGGAUAACUUUGCCGAGGAAGUGCUGAACUGCACCAUCGAAAGCAUCUCCGGAAUCGACAAGUUCGACGACAAGGGACCGAGCAACAGCUCCACGCCCAAGAGUGAACGCAAGAAGUCCUCGCUCACCGAAAGCAUGACACAUGAUGAACAUGACUCCGACACCGAGGACCAGGCAGCACCAUCCCAACCGAUGGGCAACAAGAUCGAGCUCAACUCGAGCGACAUCACCGUGCACCAGAGCUCGCCGUCUCCCGCCGACAGCAGCAGCGAGGACAUGAUGGAGGACAGCAAUCCACGGUCGGCCAGCCUGGGCGAUCUGUCCAAGCUUGAGUCCCACACUUCGAACCCGGGCAGCGCCAGCAACACGCUGGAACGUGCCCAGAGUCUGGAGAUCACCGGUGAAGUGGUGACCGUAGCUGGCGGAGCUAGCGCCGUCGUUGUCGGAGCUGACAGCAAGCGCAAGAUUUCGCAAGUUGAGGGACAGGUGGUGAUUGAGUCGAUGGAAUCGACCGAUGGGUUGAACUCGCUGCAGAGGAACCGGCUGAAGGGAGCUUCCGCGUGGGGUAAUUUGGAGGAUGCGAUCAAUUCCGGGGAGCUGCUGAACAGUUCGUCGGAGAGCGAGCUGAAGCAAUCUACCGAAGAUGUGUCGGAGAUGGUUGUUGUUCAGAAUGGUAUUGAUCACACGGAAGAAGAACCGGUUGGGGAAGUAAUGACCACCGUUGAAGUUACUAUGAAUGGAACAAUUGCUUGCAACAUGGAAUCAGAGGUUGAGGAAGCACCGAGAGAGGAUCACGUUGAGCAGCAGGUUGAGGUUGUGACCGUUGUUGACAAGAUCGCGCCACCGGCGGUGAUCGUCGCGGAGGAACGAAAGGUUGAGAAAGAAAACGAAAGAGAGCACGUCUCGUUGACCACGAUCAACAUGGACUAUAACGGAGUUUACCCUACGGAAGCCGAGCAGAACAAGACAGAUCAUGUGAAGAUCGCAAACUAUGAUACAAACAUCCCGGAUGAUGUUAAGGUAUCCAGGUAUCCAUUUGGUAGUCUGGAGCGCCCCAAGUCGGACGUCUUGAAGAAGUUGCUGGGACAAAAGGAAGAGCUGGAGAACACUCCGUUGGUGUUCAUCUCCGGCGAUGGUGAAACGAACAAGAUCACGAUCGAAAACAACUACCACGACGUUGGCGAGCCCAUCAGCUUGACCCUGGUCAACAGUGCGGAUGCUCAACCGAUCGAGAACGAUCAAACCGAAAGCAGUCAGGCUUCACCCGUUUUCUCAAACACGAAUGGAGUCAGCAGCAUCAACAUCUCCUCGCUGGAGGUUGAUUUGACCAAGUCCCUCAACAACAAACCGUUCACAAUCGCUCCCAAAUUUUCGCUUGACAACAUCGUAACGAUUUCUACCGAAUCUUCCCAACCUUCGUCCAUCAUCAUGAUCGACGACGAGAAGCUAGACUUCAGCCUGCAAACCCUGGACGACUUUGAAGAUAGCAUUGAGAACACAAACGCCCCGGAAACCACGGUCAACUUUGCCUCAGAAUCAAACAAAACCAUCAUCGAGACUGCCCCGAUCGUUUCGGAACAGCCCAAGGUCGAACCCAACAGCUUCGUUACGGAAAUCAAGGUCGCUACACCAGAGCUGGAACAAAACGGCAAACCAGAAGAGCCUCCCAAGCUGACCAAGAAACCUCCGAAGCCAGAGAAACCAACCACUCCUCCGUCCCGAAUCCCCGUCGAGCGACGAAUGUCCAGCGAGCACAGCUUCAUCCCGCGCAACACGGAGAUCAAAUUCACCACGGCCACGUACGACGCAGGUAGAAGUGCGGAGAAGCGCCCGCUUGGAAUCGAUCAGAUCCGAUCGAACUUUGAACGCAGCAACUCGAAGCCUUCGUUCGAGCGAAGCAACUCCAAGCCAGACGUGCGCCCCUACGAGCGAAGCAACUCCAAGACCGACGUCCGCUCGGUAGAGCGUCGCAACUCCCAAACCGAUGUGCGUCCCUUCGAGCGAACCAACUCCAAACCCGAUGUCCGCCCCUACGAGCGAAGCAACUCCAAGACCGACGUGCGAUCCGUGCUCGAGCGCAGCAACUCCAAGACAGAAAUCCCCGUCCGUACGGUAGAACGCCGCAACUCGCACAACGAAGUCCGACCCUUCGAGCGCAGCAACUCCAAGCCUGAUGUGCGUCCGUUCGAGCGCAGCAACUCCAAGACCGACGUACGCUCCGUGCUGGAACGCAGCAACUCCAAAACCGAGAUCCCCGUCCUGAUCCGGCGAACGUCCAUCCCGUCGAUCAACCUGAACACCUCGAACGGAUCGAUCAACUCGAGCCCGCAGGCAGCGACAAUGACGAACGGCAACGGAACCAAGGCGAGUCCGUCCCGCAUCCCAGUGUUCAACUCGGUCAGCAAGCUGAACGGAAGUCACGACGCCAGUCCCCGGCCACCACCGCACAACAAUAACAAUAACAACAACAACAGCAUCAACAACAAUCACAUUAGCAAUAAGGUUUCCGUGAGCAUUACCUCGAUCAAGAACCAGUCGAAGCAUCCGAGCGGCAAGUUUAACGGGAAUUGAGUGGCUUAGCUUGUAAGCUGGAUGAUUUUGUAGACCUUUUGACGGUGUGCUUGGUUUGACAGUUGCCGCUUUUGACAUUACGUUACCUUGUUGUUGAUUCACAUUGACUCGUUUUGAGCGGUGUUUGUCAGAGGAAGCACCCCGUGAAAAAGGUCAAUAGGUUAGACUCUACUCUAAUGGUGCAAUGCGAGUGAAUGCGGUGGACGCGAAGUUGAUAUGAAUCUAAUUCAAUGUAAUAAAAAGAGAUUGUCGGUUCGAACGCCCGCUUCGAAUCGACCGUAUCUGUAUUCUAUAGACGUAACUGUAACUGUAUAUUAACCAAGAAAUAAUGCUGUAACCGAAACGCUACAAGGAAAACCAGAACACAGUGGAAAUAUUUGGCCAUAUUUACUUCUUAUUCAUUUUUUAAAUGUAAUUUGUAUAAAAAAAGAGAACAACAAUAAUUCUAAAACCGCAAUGCGCCAUCCCACGCGAGCGUAUCUAGUUGUGUAAGCUAAGAACCCCCGUAGUCGUUAAGUUUCUUUACUUUGGAUUAAUCAAACUGUUAAUUAUUUUUGUUAGCGCGGCGUGCAGGCCGCGGAACGAUGUUCUGUACGGAAACAUUACACGAACCUCCUCUCGGGCGUACUCGACGACGCAGCGAAGAGAGGUAACUUGGUGGACCAGGUUACGAUUACCUUUUAGGGCGGCGAAAUAUUUCAAUAACCCAGAAACACAGAGCAAUGUUUGUAGACAUAGAUGUAUUCUAUAUAUAUUUUUUAAACAAUUAGUAAUAAACCAGUUAAAACCUAAAA